Molecule: messenger RNA, 1913 nt
Organism: Ruditapes philippinarum (Manila clam)
Lineage: Eukaryota; Metazoa; Mollusca; Bivalvia; Venerida; Veneridae
Product: QRFP-like peptide receptor
Exons: 4
Coding region: 376-1896 (506 amino acids)
Biological process (GO): G protein-coupled receptor signaling pathway
Cellular component (GO): membrane
Molecular function (GO): G protein-coupled receptor activity; peptide binding
Source: RefSeq, a predicted model, not a curated record
UGUUAUGAAAGAGUAGUUGUGGGUGAUAGAGAUUUAUCCUAUAAUAGUUGUAGUGCUGCUAGCAUAUACCUAUUGCAUUAACAAAUGAUUGUAUUAAAGGUAGUGAUAUAUACAAGGCUUGAGAUUGUGGAUUAGAUUCAUUCUACGAUAAUGAUGAAUGGUUACUGGUUUUGAUGGAUACAAUGAGUUCUGUAACUGCAUUAAAACGAAAAGAAAAUCAUAAUGGUGAAAACUAGCGAUAUGUUUAACAGUACUUUGUUAAACUUAUUCGCUUAUAGUUGUAAUUGAAAUUGUUUUGAAGAUUUGUGUAACGAAAGGGUAAAAACAUUUCACAAUGCCAUAACCACAAAAAAGAUAUAAACUAUUAAUAUUGAAAUGCUAAUUGAUAAUACUGCAGAUAUGGAAGUCUCAAAUGUGGGAUUAAAAGAGGAUUAUUAUUACUAUUCAGAAAACACAACAUAUUACUUCAAUGAAACUUUUAAUGGUGAUUGGCAAGACUCUCUAUGGAAACAUGUCAUAGAAGAUUUUAAACAAACGCAGUUUACGUUAAAUGAACCAACGACAAUUGUCCUUAUGGUGUUAUAUGUGCCUAUAUUCUUAACCUCUUUGAUAGGAAAUGUUCUCGUUUUGUUGGUGAUUGUUCCUAACCAAAGGAUGUGGACAGUGACCAACAACUUUCUUGUAAAUCUAGCCGUCGCUGAUCUUUUAGUAACAGUACUGUGUAUGCCUAUGACGUUAGCGAGAAGAGUGUACAAGCUGUGGAUUUAUGGAGAUGUUUUGUGCAAAAUGACACCAUACUUACAAGGUGUAGCAGUAACUUCCAGCACAUUUACAAUUACGGCGAUGAGUCUGGACAGAUGCUUAGCUAUAUUACAUCCUGUUAAAUUCCGUAACCUUCGGACUAAACGCAAUGUUCGGACAUUAAUAGCAAUUAUCUGGUUAACCUCUAUACUACUUAUGAUACCACUGUUAAUAGUGAACAAGACAAAAUCACAGGAAAUAUUUACCAAUUUUAUAGUAACAACAUGUGCUGAAGAUUGGCAGGAUGUUGUUCAACGCAGAGCAUAUGAUUUCAGUUUAUUAUUCAUCAUUUGUUUAAUUCCGGCUCAAAUAGUAUUCGUUUCGUACAUGCUAAUGGGAAAGCGCCUUUGGGUUACCGACUCGAGAUUAGAUGCUAAUAGUGAAAGUCGAAAGGGAAAGGGCAAUAGCAGAUUUUCUGACAAAGGAUCUUUCAAUCAAAUAAGAGCAUGUCGAAGACGGACGGCAAAAAUGUGUAUUGUUGUAUCAAUUAUAUUCGUUGUUUGUUGGUUACCUUAUUUUACCGCCAACAUAUAUCUUGAUUUCAAGAAGGAUCAUGAUGCUCUUGACGUUGUUUAUUGGGGAAGCCUCCUGAUAGGACAUUUACACUGUGUUACAAAUCCAAUUCUUUACUGCUUCAUGCAUAAAACAUUCAGAUACUGUGUUAAAAGAAUGAUGCCUUGCUGGAAGAACGCGUUGAUAAGAACUCCCUCCGGAUAUGGAACAAAUGGUUACCAGGGAAGCAGAAUGAGUUAUCGUAUGACAAAUAGAAGGUCAACGAGGAACCAAAGUUAUGGAUCUAAUUGCGACAAUAAAAAGCAUACCAGCUUAAAACCAACUUCGAGCAACGGCUCAAAUACAUCAGCAGUAAACAAUGAAAAUGGUGACGAAAAUGGUCACAUUGUCGUUGAUUAUUCAGACAAAGGAAAUAAUUUCAACUCAAAGAAAGUUAGACUUAUUUUUAAACGGCUUCGCCGGAAAAACCUAUGCAAUGAGUGUAACAAUGAUAAUUAUAAAAAUAACAGGAUAGAGGUUCCUGAUCCUAUUUCUGAGGAGACCAAAAGUCAUUAUGCAUCAUCCACUAUUGAAAAUGAAUAAAUAAUAAAAUCAGUAAA